This is a messenger RNA of Zootoca vivipara (common lizard), 7475 nucleotides long. The record is from RefSeq and is a predicted model, not a curated record. Lineage: Eukaryota; Metazoa; Chordata; Lepidosauria; Squamata; Lacertidae.
GGAGAAAGGUUGUUUUCUGCUGCUCCAGAGAAGCAGACACGGAGCAAUGGAUUCAAACUUCAAGAAAGAAGAUUCCACCUAAACAUUAGGAAGAACUUCCUUACAGUAAGAGCUGUUCGGCAGUGGAAUUUGCUACCAAGGAGUGUGGUGGAGUCUCCUUCUUUGGAGGUCUUUAAGCAGAGGCUUGACAGCCAUAUGUCAGGAAUGCUUUGACGGUGUUUCCUGCUUGGCAGGGGUUGGACUGGAUGGCCCUUGUGGUCUCUUCCAACUCUAUGAUUCUAUGAUUCUAUGAUUCCCAGGUGGCAGAAAAACUUGGGAGCAAUGGCUGCUUCACCUACGAUAUACCACUGGGUGAAGUAGCCAUCGUGCUCUGGCCCUCAUACCGGUCCUGAGCGAUGUAUCUCUACAUUGCUCAGGCCUUCCUCCAAACUACAUACAUGUUCCUUAAGACAGAAAGCAACCUCAUCCAGAACAGGUAGCAUUUCCAGUUUCUGGUCAUGGGAAGAACCUACUCACCAUGCCUCUGUCUUGUCCAGAUUCAGUUUCAGCUUAUUGACCUCUAUCCAACUGACCACUGUAUCCGGACUGGGUCAAGGACUGUCACAGCACCUCCUGAUGUAGAUGAAACAGGGAAAUAAAGCUGCACGACAAGGGCAGAUUCAAAGUGACGUUAUGCACUCGGACUACUGUGAAUUUCCAUAAGUUCUUGGGGGAUUGCUUUAUCCUUUGAUUCCAAAAGUUGUACACAGUAGCGCAAUGGCACUUGUGGACAAACACAAAGUCAAACGGCAGCGAUUGGACAGAAUUUGUGAAGGUAUUCGCCCGCAAAUAAUGAAUGGCCCUAUGCAUCCUCGUCCAUUGGUGGCUUUACUAGAUGGAAGGGACUGUACAGUGGAGAUGCCCAUUUUGAAGGACUUGGCUACUGUUGCAUUCUGUGAUGCGCAAUCAACUCAGGAAAUCCACGAAAAGGUUUUAAAUGAAGCCAUUGGAGCAAUGAUGUACCACACUAUCACUCUCACCCGGGAAGACCUAGAGAAGUUCAAGGCCUUACGAGUCAUUGUUCGAAUAGGCAGCGGUUAUGACAACGUAGACAUCAAAGCUGCAGGGGAACUUGGAAUUGCUGUUUGCAACAUCCCCUCGGCUGCAGUAGAAGAGACGGCAGACUCCACUAUGUGCCAUGUCCUGAAUCUCUACAGACGAAACACUUGGCUCUACCAGGCACUGAGGGAAGGAACCAGAGUGCAGAGCGUGGAACAGAUUCGGGAGGUGGCUUCUGGAGCAGCUCGUAUUAGAGGCGAAACCCUCGGCCUAAUUGGAUUUGGUCGCACUGCGCAAGCAGUUGCAGUUCGAGCCAAGGCAUUUGGCUUCAAUGUGAUCUUUUAUGACCCAUACCUGCAGGAUGGCAUAGAAAGGUCCUUGGGAGUCCAGCGGGUCUACACACUCCAGGAUCUGCUAUACCAGAGCGACUGUGUGUCGUUACACUGUAACCUCAAUGAACAUAAUCAUCACCUUAUCAAUGACUUUACGAUUAAGCAGAUGAGGCAGGGAGCAUUUUUGGUAAACACAGCCCGUGGUGGUCUGGUGGAUGAAAAGGCCUUAACUCAAGCCCUGAAGGAAGGAAGGAUACGAGGGGCAGCACUGGAUGUGCAUGAAUCGGAACCAUUUAGCUUUGCUCAAGGACCACUAAAAGAUGCUCCUAAUUUAAUUUGCACACCACACACUGCUUGGUACAGCGAACAGGCCUCACUGGAGAUGAGAGAAGCCGCCGCGACAGAGAUACGCCGAGCUAUCACAGGUCGGAUCCCUGAAAGCCUACGAAACUGCGUGAACAAGGAAUUCUUUGUCACAACAGCUCCUUGGUCAGUAAUAGAUCAGCAAGCGAUUCAUCCAGAGCUCAAUGGUGCCACAUACAGAUAUCCACCAGGCAUGGUGAGCGUUACACCAGGCGGGAUUCCGGCAGCUAUGGAAGGUAUUAUCCCAGGAGGGAUCCCUGUUACCCACAAUCUUCCGACAGUGGCGCAUCCUUCCCAAGCUCCAUCUCCUAAUCAGCCGUCCAAACAUGGGGACAACAGGGAACAUCCCAAUGAGCAAUAGCAGAUAAUUUAAAGCACUCCAAUUUGGGACCAAGAGACAUUUGGGGGGAGGGGGAGAAAUGACACACGAACUGACGGGAAUUUGAUACAAAAUUUGUAAGGUUGAUUUUGGACUGACGCAUCAUGUUGUUCCAGUGUUAACUACAAAAAAAUUGGAGUCGUCUUGGGAAGGGAGGGGGAAUGCAGACGAAGUCACCUGCUUACUGAAGCACUGAAAACUAGGAUGCGAUGAUACAUUACUGAUCAGCUUCUGUUAUUGUACAUUUAAGUUUCCUUCAUCUUUACAUCAAUCACAAGAAUAUAUAUUUCUUCUCAGUCCCUUUUGGGGAAUAGCAGGUGGCCUGCUGCUUAGAGCAGGUCCAUCAGUCCUAACAAAGCUUACAUGAUAUUAAGAGGAAACCAUCAUGUGACUUCAGCCCUUUCCUUCCUCACUUACCUGGCUCCUCCUUGUAUAGCCUGAGGAAAUAUAACCCAGAGAUGGGGAAACUGUUUUGCUUGUUGCAGUUAUAUACGGCCACUAAUGUAUUGGAGGGAUGCUACUCAAGUUUAACUACCGUCAUGUAGGACAGCAAUCUUGGUGGGAAGAGGGGGUAAAAGGCCCAUGUUAACUAGCUGCCUCUUACCCACAGAAAUGGAUGCUUGCUUAUUCUACAAGAUGCACUUAAUAAAGUAGCUGUACACUCAAUAACACGUGCUGAUGAUGCAAAAAAAAAAAGUGUUACGUUUCACAUUUAUACUCAAAUAUAUUUUUCUCAGUUUUAAAUCCACAGCUAUUUUAUUGAGUGGAAACGUCUUGGGCUGGAAGGGGUUCAAGACUAAUGUUGCAUUUCCUUAUGUCUCAGGAAAAAGAAACACUUUUUAUGGUAACUUGUCAGACUGUAUGAACAAACCCACUUUUUUAGACAUUGAAGUCUUCUUUUCUUCAUGUGAUAUUUUAUACAAGAACACUUCAAAAUGUGUUAUUAGAUGUGACUGAUUUUAACAAAUCCUAUUAGAUUUGUAUCAACUAGUUACAUGUUAUAUUCAUAGUCUUUUGUGAAUCAUCGCCUUUUUGUUGAAAAAGAUGGCCUAUUUUGAGCCUUUGUAUGGGUACAUUCCUGUUUCUGUGAUAAGUUUUAAAAGCUGUCCCAAACAAAACAAAAAAACCAGAACCAAUGGCUACCAGAAGUAUGUUUUGUUUUAGUGUGUUACCGUUACUGUAUUUGUUUAUGUAAAGGUGGACAUAUAGCGUUCAGUGCAGUUUUCAAUAAAAAAGUGACAAUUUCUAUAAUUUCACAUGGACCAGGCCCUUCAUGUCCUUUACCCUGUACGAAAUACUAACACAUUUUCAGGUCCAACAAGAGCAAGCUAUGCUAAAACCACCCUUCUUGUUCUGCAGACAAGAUUCCAAAAUGCCGUGAUCUCUUCUUUUCAGAGCUGUGAGAAGCUCAUGAGGGGUCUGAAGUAAACUAUAACUCUGCUCUUUGAAAUAAAUAAACAAACAUACAUAUACCCCCCAAAAGCCUGUGCACUCAAAAAAGUUCCAAGCCAACAAGACUCCUCUAGAGUAUCUGAACUCAGUUCCAGCAAAAUCCUCUUUGAAUAUAAGAGACGACCACAGAGUGUCGGCUAAUGGCUUGUUCAGACAUUAGCUGGCACCUAAGACUUUACCCAAAACAAGAUGGGGAUGAACUUUCCACUAUUCCGUGCUCACUCUCCUACCCUCAUCACUGCAGAAACUAAUGGGUACAUUGAGAUAGUCUCCAGAUCUUAUAACAGAUUUGAGGAAAUUACAGAAGGUGCCCUGAGAGAGGUGAGGGAGAAGUAGUAUUAAUGCACAGCCCAAGUCAUUGUGCUAACAGAACUGCUUUGUUGGACGCAACCCAGAGUUUCCUAGACCAGAAGCAGGAGAGAUGCAAGACUGCAUAACUCCUAAGAGCCUCUCAUUUCAAACAGAAUGUGGGUGGGAGAGGGGAGAUCUGACCAAGGACUACUACUCUUAUCUGUAUGAGGCUGUACCCUGCAAAACGGCCUAUGAAACCCACACCAGACUGGUUAACUACAAGCUACUAUUGCAACUGUGGCGUUGGAAGGCUCUAAUUCAAAAUAGCUUUAGCCACUAACUCACUAUAGGACCUAUGCCAAGUCAUUCUUCUCUUAACCCAAAUUUACAGGAUUCCUUUAAACAGUAAAGCACUAAAUGUGCAUCAAAAACACCAUUAAGAACUAUAAUAUAUCUUUUUAAAAAACUGCAACCCUCAGAACACAUUGCUAAGCUAUGUGGAAUAGAAGUUGAGAGCCAUGGGAAGUGGAGAGAAAAGAGUAAAGCUGCCACCAACACUGACCACGCAAUGAGUCCAUGCAACCUCUGGGACAACGGCAGUAAAAGACAAGAUAACUGGGAUAGUAAGAACUAGGUCCAACCGCAAAUGUAAUACAGAUGUAAUUUCAUGGCAAACGCAGGCUGUACGACAUCCCAACCUAACAGCAGUGUCCAUUUGAAAUGAAUAAAGGAGGACUAGAAUGGAAUUUGAGGGUAGGGGGAAGAGAAAGAAGACGCAGAAUAAUACAUUAACGGACAAACUGAAAGUAAACCAUUGUUACAAAACUUAUAUUUGUUUUGUUUUAAAUUAAUGGAAAAGCACAUUACCAGCUCUGAACAUAUUCAAGGGAGUCAACUUCAUAGCUGUGUCAAUGAUCUAACACUGCAAUUAUGAAUAACUUACCAUAGACACCAGUAUAGAGCAAUCAGGAGAAGGAACAUUGGUGAGUUACAGAGAACAUUUAGGAAGCCACACAAAUGAAGGUGAAACAACAUUUACACUGGCAUUGGUGAUUUUAAGAAGCUGCUAUUGUUGGAUCUUUGUUCUUAGACCAGGCAGUGGCAUUCCAGAUAGGCAUAAUUAAUGUUGAUGAAAAUGUAUACUUUCUAAUAGGACACUCACAUUUGAGGCAGACUCUGCUACUGCCAGUGAAUCUGCUUGGAACCCCUGGUGCAAAAUUUGGCUGCUUGGAUGCAAUUAUCUUCGUAUUACUUCCAGGUACUAACUUGAAGAAAAGAAAAGAAAACCCUCCACUUAAAACUAGAGGAAAAUGUAGUUUUAGAGGAGGCAGGCUAAAAGUCAAACUUCCAUAUAGCAGUUGUGGGUCUGGAAGUCAUCUUAGUACAGAGAACGUAUGUCAUUGAAAAGUUCUUAAAAUGUUAGCGUGAUUCAGGAAGCAUAGGUUUAGGCAGUAGAACAAAGCUUCAAACAAAAUAUUAAAAGUAAUUAAGAUACUAAAUGGUUUGAGAUGGCAAGGAGGAGGAGCCAUUUUGCUGCCAAACCAUUCCUUUUUGUUUUACCACUUGAAGUUUGUUUUACCACUUGAAGUCUUAUUUUUUUCUAAGGAGAGGAGGCAGCAAAUUUUGCAGUCCAAAAAGAACACAACCAAACAAUUCAAAUGGAUGAAAAACCACUACUUAAAGCAGGACAUAUAUAAUACAUUUUUCUAAUGUAUCUCCACUACAGACUCAAAAUGGAACUUGUCCUUCAGCUUCAGAAAUGGUGGUUUAAUUUAAAAAAAAACACACUACUUCAACUGUAACUUAGAUCACAGUAAGUGGAAAAUCCUGGACUUUAAAAAAAAAGGUGUAUCAGGCUAGAGACCCAUGCAUUACUGCAGUGUUUGAGGCUCACCACAACUUGCUCAAUGCCUAUUCUCCAGCUAAUGGAAUUACAAUCUAUAAAACCACUAACCACCACUGAUUAUCAUAGGGAUGUACUGAGACUACAAAAAGUGGUUUCGAUGUUUCUGUCCGUGUAUGUGGAUAGGAGCCAGUAAAAAUGCACAUUAUUGUGUUUUUUAUUCCAGAUGGCACCAAACACUUUCAUCAAAAAAAGACUCCAAAAAUUUCAGGCUUUGCUACUGCAGCAGAAUAGAAAUGGCUGGAGAUUCAGCCAUUUCCCCCUACUAGGAUAGUAAUGCUUACAUUUAAGACAUAUGUAGCGAACUAGAAUCCGCUAUAGAUGGCAGCACAGUGACUCAGAUCUUUUUUUAAAAAAACUUCCAUUAUUUUAGGUAACUGACUCCUCCCACAAAAGCACAGCUUAUUGCAUUGGUCCAGGACUAUGGGGAUUCCACCACUAAGUAUGUAAGGUAGGCAGGAAAAGCAAGGUGAAACGACUGCAUUUAGAAAACCUAAAAUUAGAAUUGCAUAUAAAAGCAGGAGCUAUUUUUUAAAAAAGAAAUCCAAUUAUUCUCCAGUUUAGGACAUUUGACUCAUCAAAGGUAAGCAUGUACCUUUGCCCAAUAAUCUCUGCAUGCACCAAAAAAGAGAACUAAUGACCAAAACACAUACAUAAAAACACAUCCAUCCUUUUACAUUUCAGAGAUCAAAAAGCUGAAUCAAUGUGCUUCUUCAAUGUAGUACCUUGAAGAACUUUCAGGGUAGUUUUGUCACAAGGAUUACUUUUGUAAAGUAUAUUUCAACACCAUCUAAUCCACAUUUAGAAAAAGCAGCAAAUUCUGAAGGGUUCCUAUAUAUAUAUUUUACACAUAUGUAAAUGUACGGCUCCUGUCCAGAUUCUUAAACAAGGAAAACUAUUUUGCAAGAGGUUCCUUGUCCUCAUUUCCACCACCAUUAGUCUUCAAAAAGUGCUUAUCAGGAUCUGCUUUAUGCAUACAAAACUAUUCAACCUUUAGUGUUUUUUUAAAGUGAGGUUUUUGGAUAGGCUAUAUCCAUUCAAGAUAGCAUGGCUAAAGUUAUCAAGUAUAAUAAAAAAAAGAAUUUUCUACUGGAGAAUAUAUUCUGAACUUAUACUUUCAGGAAACUUACAUAUUCAAAUGUGGCCACAAUCAAUCAACAUGCAAAAAAUUCCAAAGUUUACAUACCAAGAAAAGAUAAUAUACAGUACUUUAAAACAAAGCUUUAGAAUGAAGGCUUUUAAGGAAAACUGCCAAAGUGCUUUCUCACUCGAUUUUAAUGACCAAGGAGUGCUCCGUAAUGGAGGUUAUUUUAACUUGCAGGGGAAAGGCUUGAUAAAAUAGUAAUUUCUAUUGUACAACUCACAGCAAGAUCAGGUUUGGACAAAAUGCAGGUGUUUUUUUCAGUUCAGUUUAGAUGUAGCAGAUUCCACACGGUAGUUAGCAUAUAGCUCUCUGGAACAAUACUUCUCUGACUACUUUAAGUAUGCUGGAAGGGGGGUGGGAAAUAUUCCAAAUAAGGGAUAGAAAAUAUUAACGGACAACAGAGAAUCCUUUUCCAAAAAAAAAAAAGUUCACUCAAUCAAAACGUAUCAUCCCUUCCAUAGGUUGUUUUUUUUUCCCUUUAGCAUUUCAUCUUAUUAUAAUGGGCACAAAAGUAACUCAAAUCUGAAAAGAAACAAUGAACUGCUCAUACUAUUGACUCACUCUGGAUAUAUG